Molecule: messenger RNA, 1488 nt
Organism: Exophiala spinifera
Lineage: Eukaryota; Fungi; Ascomycota; Eurotiomycetes; Chaetothyriales; Herpotrichiellaceae
Exons: 4
Coding region: 1-1488 (495 amino acids)
Biological process (GO): transmembrane transport
Cellular component (GO): membrane
Molecular function (GO): transmembrane transporter activity
Source: RefSeq, a predicted model, not a curated record
AUGGAUGCCAAUGCUGAGACGGAGAAGAAGCAAGGUCUUGUUGACACCAAGUACCCCGUGAGAGAUGAGGUGGUAGAUGCCGGUGACGACGGGCUGGCAAGCCACCAUGCUGUCAUUCACAUUGACCCUGAGAAGGAGAAGGCCGCUUUCAGGAAGUUCGACAGAUACACCAUACCGGCGUCGUUCGUGUUUAUGGUUCUUUGCGCUCUGGACAGAAACAACCUGGGGAACGCGCGUGUCUUCGGAUUCGAUGCCGACAUUGGUCUCCACGGCCGGCAGUUCGGGAACAUCAACACGUUUUCCAGCCUGACCACGAUGCUGUUUGAGAUCCCGUGGGUGCUGGCCGUCCGGCGGUUCGGUGCCAACAAGGCUCUUGGGACGGCCUUCUUCAUCUGGAGCGCGUCCACGUUGGGCACGGCUUUCGUGCAGAACUACGCGCAGGCCGUCGUCUGCCGUAUGCUCGUCAACGCCGCCGGCGGCGGCCUCGAGCAGGGGUUCGCCUACCUCUUCUCCACCAUCUACCCCCGCCACCUGGCGGGCAAGCGGAUCAUCACGAACAAUCUGGCAAUGUGCGUCUCGGGCGCGUUCGGCGGCCUCUUCGCCUGGGCCAUCCAGCAGAUGGGCACCCGGCGGGGUCUCGCGGCGUGGAGGUGGCUCUUCAUCAUCGAGUUCGCCAUCACCGUCGUCGUCGGCGGCACGUGCUGGAUGUUUCUCCCCGGCACGGCCGAGACCGCCUGGUUCCUGACCGCCGAGGAGAAGGAGACCAUGCGCCUUCGAAAGGAGCGCGACGCGAUAUACCGUGGGCCCGAACGGUUUGAUCGCAGGUGGAUCAAGAUUGCCCUCCUCGAGCCGUUCGUCUACAUGCUCGGUGUCGCCUUCUUUACCUCUUCCGUCGCCAUCAACGGUUUCAACAUCUUCUUGCCAACCAUCCUUGCAGGUCUCGGUUAUGCGAAUCUACACGUCAAUUACAUGACCAUCCCGGUCUAUGUCGUCGGCGCCGUGUCUUUGGUCACGGUCGUCUAUUUCUCGGAUCGGUUCAAGCGUCGAGGAGCAUUCAUUAUCGGAUGCUGUGUUCCUGUCGUGGCCGGCUACCUCAUAGCCGUUGGCACGUCGAAUGCGCACGCUGGCUAUGCCGCCAUGUUUAUCCUCGUCCUGGGAAUCUAUCCCAUAUCUACUUUGGCCGUCACCUGGGCCGCGGGGACUUUUGCCCCCGACGACAAGCGUGCCUUCGGUAUGCCUCUUGCGAGCUCGAUUGGAAAUCUCUCCAACUUUGUCUCUUCGCAGCUCUAUCCAACCCAACAAGGCCCGAGGUACAUUCAGGGCAACGGCGUCACGGCUGGCCUCACCGUGGUUGCCGCGUUCCUCUACGGCUCUUGUUGGCUCUUGUUGCGCUCACGGAACAAGAAGAAGGAGAAGUUGAUCGCAGAGGGAGCCACCACGAAUGGCUUGGAGGGAGACAGAGCUCUCAACCACAAGUAUAUUCUCUGA